CAUUUUUGUGUUGUUGUUACUUUAAAUUGAAUACAAAAUACCUUUUCUGUGAUACAAACUCUUUUGCAUAAAAAGUUUCCAAUGCCUGAAGCAGUAAAAGAAAUGCUCCAAAAUGGGCGCUCGUACGACGAGCCCGAUCGAAUACCAAGAAACAUAUCUGUUAGCAAUUUAGACUUGUUCAUGUAUGUGGUUGCUAUUGUCGGGCAUUUCGUGGAUUUGGGAGUCGAUGUCAAUGUUGCUGUAAGGUAUUAUCUAUCUAAAAUGAUGGCGGAAUUCGGGUGGACCUUAGGCUUUAUACUUUUGCCGGCUUUUGUCAACACAGCGGUCUCAAUACGCAUGUAUUCCCAGGAUAAGCAACAAGAUUCCAUAACAAACGAGUUUACUAAGAGAAAAUGGCUAAGGAUUUUUAUUCUGGUGCUACAAAUGGCUCCUAUUCUACGCUUUACAGAUGCCUUAAUAUAUGCAAUCAAGUCGAGACAGGCAGCAAAGAAAAAGGAUCCAUCUUCACAGAGGAUGUACUAUUCAUUGAUGUUGAAAGAGGACUCUGAUGCUGCUCUAUUGAGAAUCUUUGAGUGCUUCCUAGAAGCAGCACCGCAGCAUGUUCUGCAAGCCAGUCUACUGCUGAGAGAAUAUGACCACCUUGAAAUUCAUCAAGCUCUGUCAAUAUUGUCAUCAGUGGUGGGGAUGGGUUGGUGCUUAGCAGCCUACCAGAGAGCAAUAAGGUAUGCUCAACAAGACAAGAAUAAUAUCACAUGGACAGGAACCAUUUUACAGACGCUCUGGCAUUUUUUGGUUACAUUGAGCCGAGUAAUAUCCAUAUCGAUGAUCGCAUACCUGUACCCACAUUGGACUAUCCUAGCAUGUUCAAUACACAUCCUCGUUAUGGUGACGUGGCUCCAAAUCUUCGACCGGUCCCCAUUCUGUGCAAACAACAAAAUUGGAGAUAUCGCCUUCUCUUUUGCACUCGGUGCUGUUUACCUCUUCACUUAUAUUCUACCAAUUGAAGGUAGAACAAGGUAUAGGUACACUGUCUAUUAUAUUCUAAGUUUCAUCCAAAAUUCAAUAUGUGCAGUAUUAUGGUAUACGUCGAGUUAUGAGAGAGAAUCCAAAUAUUUUUACCCCAUGCUCGUACUGAGCACUGUACCUUUUGUGAUUGGUAUUUGUUUUAUGUUGAUAUAUUAUGCUUUCUUCCAUCCCAAAUUGUCCAGAAGGGUGAGUGAGGCUCAAGUGACUUUUAAAGUAGAUAACAAUGUUAUGGAAAUAAGUUAACAGCACUUAUGUGUUUUAAAUCUAGAUAAUUUUUCUACUGAACCGAUACUCUUACUUAAAAAUAACAAAUUUUAUUUGGAUCUAGUUUUAUAAGAAUUUCCUGUGUUAAAAAUACUCAAAAGAAUCUCUACUUUACUAUUUUGGCAUUAUGAUUUUACCGCAACAAUAUUAUAGUGUAUACAAUUUGUGUUUUGGAAUGUGUUUUACUUAAUUUACAGAUGUAAUUGUAAGGUUAUACUUAAUAGUUUUAAGACACAUAAAAGACUGAUGUUAGAUAAUAGUUUUUAACUUGUGUCAUACAAGAGUAUUAAAAAUAUAUUGGAAACUAAUGUAGCUUCAAAAAGUAAUAUGCAUAGCACUAUAUUUCUU
Messenger RNA from Aricia agestis (brown argus), 1638 nucleotides. Its product is annotated as XK-related protein 7. Gene Ontology annotation, biological process: phosphatidylserine exposure on apoptotic cell surface; engulfment of apoptotic cell; apoptotic process involved in development. NCBI's taxonomy places the organism in Eukaryota, Metazoa, Arthropoda, Insecta, Lepidoptera, Lycaenidae. The transcript has 5 exons. Gene Ontology annotation, cellular component: plasma membrane. The record is from RefSeq and is a predicted model, not a curated record. The coding region runs from base 82 to 1269 and encodes 395 amino acids.